Messenger RNA from Pangasianodon hypophthalmus (striped catfish), 2858 nucleotides. RefSeq names its product hepatic nuclear factor 4, beta (gene hnf4b). The record is from RefSeq and is a predicted model, not a curated record. NCBI's taxonomy places the organism in Eukaryota, Metazoa, Chordata, Actinopteri, Siluriformes, Pangasiidae. The transcript is spliced from 10 exons. Gene Ontology annotation, molecular function: RNA polymerase II cis-regulatory region sequence-specific DNA binding; nuclear receptor activity; zinc ion binding. Bases 231 to 1601 code for a protein of 456 amino acids. Gene Ontology annotation, biological process: cell differentiation; positive regulation of transcription by RNA polymerase II; anatomical structure development.
CCUUGCUUCUGGACAGAACAAUUCCACAAGAAGUCAGAGACACUGAGGCAAGCAAUCGGCGAUCUCCGAAGAGAGGAGAAGCACGCCAUGGUGGUGAAAGUGAAUUGAGGGAUCGGCAGGAAAGCCUCCUGAAAGAUUGGUGGCUUUUAUCCCUUGACCUUUAAUCUCCUGUGUAAAGAAGUAAAAGAACUUAAGGUCAUCCAUCCAGUCUGACUUGGAAUUACGGUACCAUGAAGAUCUCUGAAGGAGCGCUGGACUUGGGCACCACGGAUUACGCGGUGGCCCUGGACCCGAGCUACACCAUGCUGGAGUUUGACAGCCUCAGAGUUCUCCCAGUGGACACAGAGCCGCUGAAGCCCGAGCCGUCCCCUGUAGCCACAGCAGGGCUGCCCCAAUCCGCCGUGAUGCUGUGCUCCAUCUGCGCAGAUAAAGCCACUGGGAAACACUACGGUGCGUCCAGCUGCGACGGCUGCAAGGGCUUCUUCAGGCGGAGUGUGCGCAAGAACCACGCCUACACAUGCAGGUUCAGUAGGCAGUGUGUGGUGGACAAGGACAAGAGGAAUCAGUGUCGAUACUGCAGACUACGGAAAUGCUUCAGGGCUGGCAUGAGGAAAGAAGCUGUACAGAACGAGCGAGACAGGAUCAGCUGCCGUAGAGAAUCUCAAGGGGUCGGGACUCUGACCAUCAGCAUCCUACUGAAAGCAGAAGAGAGCACACAUCAGUUCUCCGGUCUGACUCCACCAAUGACGGAAGUUAUCACGAAGAAGAUUGCUAGCCCACCCGACGUUUGCGAAUCCAUAAAACAGCAGCUCCUCCUCCUGGUGGAAUGGGCGAAACGUAUCCCAGAGUUCUGUGAGCUGCCAGUGGACGACAGGGUCAACUUGUUACGAGCUCACUCUGCUGAGCACCUCAUCCUGGGCGUGGCUCGUCGUUCGCUACCCUACAACGAUAUAAUCCUGCUAGGAAAUGACUUCAUCAUCCCUGUGAAUGGUCCAGAGCUGGAGAUGUCCAAAGUGGCAGCACGUGUCUUAGAAGAGCUGGUCAGGCCUCUGAGAGAGCUGGACAUAACGGACACAGAGUUCGCCUGUCUCAGAGCCAUCGUCUUCUUCGCUCCAGACUGCCCAGGGCUGGAGUGUGCUCAGAUGGUGCGCAGACUGCGUUUCCAGGCCCACGUGUUGCUGGACGAGGCGACAUGCGAGCAGCGCGGCCGGUUUGGGGAGCUGCUGCUGCUGCUGCCUCCACUGCAGAGCACCGCCUGGCACAUGGUGGAGCAGCUCCAGCUCGCCCGGCUGUUAGGAGAAGCCAGCGUGGACAGCCUGCUGCAGGAGAUGCUGCUCGGAGAGUCAGCCACAGGCUCAAACCCAGAAGUGCUCGGUUUUAGCUCUCCUGCUGACCCGGUUCUGCCGCGGAAUCUACAACCGGAACAUGUGGCAUUGCCAAACUUCACCUCCGUCAUCCUCCCAGUACCGUCCUCUCUAGCUGGAGUUCCUCUGCUCGCCGUACAGCCAGGAGCUCAGCUCUACACACACGCACCAGCUACAGAAAUGACACUGGAGAUAGACAGCUGUCUCACCAAGCCUGCAGUCCACACAUGUCUCUGAGCAGACAGACAGACACACACACACACACACACACACACUCACACACACACUUCAUAACGCCGUCUUAUCCAGUCCUCCUCACAUACACACUCACACUGCUAAUGUUUGCUAAUGUCCAUGUGUAAUAUGAUGAAUCUUAGUGCUUUACGUUCCCUCGUCAUUUUUGAUAAAUACCUAUUAACACACAUUUUUUUCUGAUACCAUUAAUCAUGUGAGAAACAUAGUGUGAAGGAAACAUGAACUGAUUUUGUUUGUCACAAACAAAACUUGGAGGUUAAAUAAAUUAUCACCAGCAGGGGGCGGUGAAAUUUCUCAAAGCUCAGAGAAGACACAAAGUAGCCAACAACGUAUUCAAAUCUCAUGCAGCUCAUUGGAGGACGUUGUGACAUCAUUUUUUAUCACUCUUCUUAAAAUUUCAUUUUUUUAGGUUUAGAUAGAUUGGAAUAAUUAUCCGGUCGCAUGUUACUGGAUAAACGAUGCCCCAAAAAAUGUAGAUUAUAUCGAUUAAUCAUGUGAGAAAAUUUGUGUGAAGGAAAUUUGAUCUGAUUUCGCUUAUCACAUGGUGAAGAGUGUGGAGAUAAAUAAAUAAAUCAUCGCCAGCAGAGGGAGCUGAUGGACCUGAACAGUUAUGCCUACAUCUUCUGAAUUAGCAAACGAGCUGCAUGUGACACCAUUGAGACGUAAUUUAGACAUAAUUUGCGUAACUGUUAGGAAAUCACUGUGGCAUAAGAGGAAUAAAGCACGUCAGGAUGCAUGCUGUUAUAAGAAAUUAACAACGACAGGGUGGUAUGAUGAAGCAGAGUCACUUUACACCACAGUUGAUUAAUUUCCCAUAACAGCACAUCCCAAAGUGUUUUCUUCUUCUUAUACCACAGCAGUUUACCAACAAUUACGCAAAAUGCACAAUUUAUGUCACAGGUUUACGCAUGUUUAUCAGGUUUAUACUUUACAGAGCACAUUUCUUGUUUUUUGCCGUCAUUUCUACCGUCACAUGUUCAGUUUAUAAUCAGAUCGGUUGCUUUAUCGUCCUUAAAUUGAAUCCAAAUCCAAUAAUUUUGUGCAUGAUGAGUUCUCUCUAUUCCUGACUUUCUAAUGUAGGGAAUAGGGAUAUGGGAACACUUCACCUUUAUAUCGUCUGUAUUUUUCUGUCAGGACACUUCAAUAGGCAUUAUACUGUAUAUACACAUACAUGCGCAUACACCCGUACUGUAAUUAUUACAUUUUAGUUGUUGAAUAAAGUUGAAAAGUCUGUUUACA